CGCCGCCCAAGUCGUCGUCGUCGGCCAGCGAGGCCCGCCUGCGCCUGCAGGUCCCCGGCGUCGGCAACGUGCAAAAGACGUUUGCCGCCGAGGCCACGCUCUUCGAGGUGGCGCAGUCGAUCGAGUCGGAGCACGGCGUCACCGUCGCCAAGCUCGAGAUGACCUUCCCGCGCAAGGUGUUUGAGGGAGCUAUGGACUUUGGCAAGACCCUGCGGGAGGCCGGCCUUGUGCCCAGUGCCGUGCUUCGAGUGCUGUGA
Thyridium curvatum is the source of this 257-nucleotide messenger RNA. RefSeq lists its product as uncharacterized. The record is from RefSeq and is a predicted model, not a curated record. The annotation marks the transcript as partial. Lineage: Eukaryota; Fungi; Ascomycota; Sordariomycetes; Thyridiales; Thyridiaceae. The transcript has a single exon. Gene Ontology annotation, molecular function: protein binding.